Molecule: messenger RNA, 1250 nt
Organism: Haliotis rubra (blacklip abalone)
Lineage: Eukaryota; Metazoa; Mollusca; Gastropoda; Lepetellida; Haliotidae
Product: cell division cycle protein 123 homolog
Exons: 12
Coding region: 108-1004 (298 amino acids)
Cellular component (GO): cytoplasm
Source: RefSeq, a predicted model, not a curated record
GAUGUGAGCGUAGAGAUAUCAGUCCCGCACAUGUACAUGUUUUGAUUUCUCACGCAAUCGCUAGGAAAGUUCAUGUUCUGAUGUAGCUGUCAGGUAAUUUUGAAUCAAUGGGCAGGACGGACGUUAACAACCUCAACAGGAACAAAAUGAAAAAGGAGCACGUCCUCAAUUGUAGCUUCUCGUCUUGGUAUGACAAAUUCAAAGAUCUUACGAUCAAAAGUGUGGUGUUGCCUUUGCCACAAGAAUUCAUAGACUACCUUCACAAGGAUGGCGUUGUAUUGCCAGAGGGCUCAGUACAGGGGAGCUCACAAUCAAGACCUGAAGAUGAAAAUGAUGAUGAUGAUGAUGACGUUGACUGGGGGUCAGGCAGUACAGCUGUAGCAGUGGCGCCAGAGUUCCCUGAGUUUGAGAGGCAGGUGAAAAAAGCCAUACAGAAACUAGGGGGGAGAGUGUUCCCCAAACUCAACUGGAGCGCCCCACGGGAUGCCACGUGGAUCUCGUUCGAUAAAACCCUGAAGUGCACAUGUCCCAGCGAUAUCUACCUUCUGUUGAAGAGUUCUGAUUUCAUCGCACAUGAUCUGUCACAACCAUUUCACCAUUGUUCGGACUGUGACCUUGAGGCAGCGCGAGCAGACGUCAAGUAUGACCUGAUCCUGAGGCGAUGGCAGGACCUCCAGCCAGGCAUGGAGUUCAGGUGUUUUGUCCGGAACAAAAAACUAAUUGCUAUAUCUCAGAGACAUCACAUCCAGUACUACGCCUUCCUGGAGAGUCAGAAGGAUGAGAUCAUCAAUGACAUCCAGGCGUUCUUCUAUCACAUGAUCUCCAAUAAAUUCCCUGAUGAGGACUAUGUUUUUGAUGUGUACAGGAGAGACAAGGGACACCUUACACUGGUUGACUUCAACCCGUUCGGCAAGGUGACGGACUCCCCCUGCUGUUUACGUGGGAUGAACUGGCCAAUGACAGUGGAGAACUCAAGGCUGAGCGUCCUGAGUUCCGGUUCCUGAAGAGCAGGGAUGGAGUUCAGCCCAACCCCUACGCGUACUACGCCAUGCCCAGGGACUUCGUCGACCUGGCAGCCGGGGAGGACCCCUACAAGCUCAUGGAUCUCUUGCACCUGAAAGUGCAGACGGCAAACAGCUCGGACACAUCGUCGGACGAGGACCCGACCAGCUGACCUCCAGAGGAGUCUAGACAAACCAUUCUUGUAAAUACAGUCACCAGCAUUUUGUACAUAAACCAGUGACGGUGAA